GCCGGAUAUCCGGUUCCUUCGGGCGCUCAAGGAGCUGACGGAGAGGGCCGCCGCCCAGCAGUAGACGCUGUCUCAGCCAGCCGGGCCGCAGUCUCAGCCAGCCGGGCCGCAGUCUCCGCGGUGUGUGAGUGAGCCCGGGCUCGGUUCCCUCUCCCGCCGCCGCCAUGGGCUGCACGUUGAGCGCCGAGGACAAGGCGGCGGUGGAGCGGAGCAAGAUGAUCGACCGCAACUUGCGGGAGGACGGAGAGAAAGCGGCCAAAGAAGUGAAGCUGUUGCUACUCGGUGCUGGAGAAUCUGGUAAAAGUACCAUUGUGAAACAGAUGAAAAUCAUUCAUGAGGAUGGCUAUUCAGAGGAAGAAUGUAAACAAUAUAAAGUAGUUGUCUACAGCAAUACUAUCCAGUCCAUCAUUGCAAUCAUAAGAGCCAUGGGACGGCUAAAGAUUGACUUUGGGGAAGCUGCCAGAGCAGAUGAUGCCCGGCAAUUAUUUGUUUUGGCUGGCAGUGCUGAAGAAGGAGUCAUGACUCCAGAACUAGCAGGAGUGAUUAAACGGUUAUGGCGAGACGGUGGGGUGCAAGCUUGCUUCAGCAGAUCCAGGGAGUAUCAGCUCAAUGAUUCUGCUUCAUAUUACCUAAAUGAUUUGGAUAGAAUAUCCCAAACGAACUACAUUCCAACUCAGCAGGAUGUCCUGCGGACAAGAGUGAAGACCACGGGCAUCGUGGAAACCCAUUUCACCUUCAAAGACCUAUACUUCAAGAUGUUUGAUGUAGGUGGCCAAAGAUCAGAACGAAAAAAGUGGAUUCACUGUUUUGAGGGAGUGACAGCAAUUAUCUUCUGUGUGGCCCUCAGUGAUUAUGACCUUGUUCUGGCUGAGGAUGAGGAAAUGAACCGAAUGCAUGAAAGCAUGAAACUGUUUGACAGCAUUUGUAACAACAAAUGGUUUACAGACACUUCAAUCAUUCUCUUCCUCAACAAGAAAGACCUUUUUGAGGAAAAAAUAAAGAGGAGUCCAUUAACUAUCUGUUAUCCAGAAUACACGGGUUCCAAUACAUAUGAAGAAGCAGCUGCUUAUAUUCAGUGCCAGUUUGAAGAUCUGAACAGAAGAAAAGAUACCAAGGAGAUCUAUACUCACUUCACCUGUGCCACAGACACCAAGAAUGUGCAGUUUGUUUUUGAUGCUGUUACAGAUGUCAUCAUUAAAAACAACUUAAAGGAAUGUGGACUUUACUGAAGAGGGUUGGAUGUUAAUAAAAGUUACUGCAGUGUGGAGUGUUGAGCCCAGACUUCUUUUGCUGUCUCAUUGGGCAGCUACGAGCAUGAACGGGACCAGGGAAUGGCAGCAUGCAGACUCUUAGCGCUCUGUAGCACAAUCUUCUGUAUUAGGGAACUCUUAAUUGACACGAGAUGCUCAAGUCAGACAUUGGAAUUGGAACAGCUGUAAAGUAUGAUUCGUUCAUCAAGACAUCACUUGGAUUUCAUAAUCUCAAAUGUUUAGGGCCGAUGUGAAGUUGAGGUGCUGCAUUCCAGAACUUUACUGUGUAGCUUACUGUUUUUUUCCUUCUUGACAAACCACCAGUAGUUCAUUUUUCAAGUUUUUUUUUCAUCAAGAGAGUAACGUGACUAAAUUUUAUUUCUUUGUUUGCAAAAGAAUCUUUAUUAAAACACAAUCUUAACUAUGCACAUGAUGUGGCCAGAUCAUCUUGAAAAUUUUCCUCUUAGUAGGAACUCUUUGUUUUUACUUUUGGUAUGGUCAGAACAUAAUAUUUCCAUAAUUACUUAAUUCUUUAUGGCUAUUGGGGCUAUGAUUAUAGCUUUUUUGGAUGAAGUUUUUGUUACUCUCCUGUUCAAAGUACCAUUCUGGUUUCUAAAUGGUAAUUACACUGGAGAAUUCUGUAAUAAGAUUCUAGCUCUCUAACUUUUGUUUAAGCUUAUGGUUUAAGGUUAACCUGGUUUAUGCUGAUUACCAAAUUACUAGGUAAAUGCUGAUGUAGUAUGUAAAGUUAGCUUCUUGGAUACAGACACACCCAGGGCAGCUGUUGAUUAGAAAUGCAAAUUGCUAAAUUCUAAACAGAAACAGUGACUUUGCUGCUUCAGAUCUACUAAAUUGACCACUUUGGUUCUUGCUUGUUUGUCUGAGUCAUAGGGAGUUCUGUAAAAGAUGCCCCUUGUUUUCCAUCUUCCAUGGCCUUUUCUGUUGGGAAACAUCUAAAGUGUAUUAACAAUGCAUGCUUUUACUUUGUAAAUGUGGUGCCAAAUCCCUGUUUGCCAUUGUUUUUAUUGUAGCAAUGUUAAUUGUAGUAAUUCUUAGUCAGUACCUUCUUUUGCUGAACCUGUUGCAUUUUGGGACUUUUUCCACUAUGUUGUGUGUACAGAUUUUAAUCUGUUAUAGUUGGCAGCAGUAUUAAAAUGGUGAGUAAAGAGUCCAGGUUUGUUCCUGUUUGUAACUAGUCCUUUCUGGAAAUAUUUUCUUCUGUUUCUUUUUGUCCCUGCUGAAUGUGCUUUGGCCUUUGUCUGAGAAUGGGUUUAGGUAGAGGGUUCCUUGAAGGGCUAGUCUUUUGGUGUAACGGUAUUGUUGAAUCUUGGCCUGACUGAGGGUCUUAUGUCCUAUCUCUGUAAGUGACAUGCGGUCAUAAUCCAUUUUCCAGGUUUACAUUUUGGUUUUGUGGAGAGCUUUGAAUAUUCACUUCAGCCUGCAGGUCCUUUUGUAUAAUGUACAGCAAAUGUCCUUAAAUACUGAAUGGGCCUUUGGGGGAAGGCAAAUGAAGAGAAUGCAUUUUGAGCAUUCCACAUCAGCAGUCUGAGUAGUGCCUUUUGGAGUCCAGUCUUUUUGGAUUGGAUUCUGUGUCGUCUUUUGAUGUAACCUUUUACUAGUUUAAAACAAAACACAAAGCUGGUUCAGAAAGCAAACCACAGCAGUUCAGUGCCUUUUUUGGAAUUUUUUUUCUUAUUCUUUUUGGACAGGUAUAACUAUGCAGAUGGUAUAACUGUUAUUAUCUAAACAGUUUUUUUUUUAGGGUUGGAAAAACUGGAUCUAAAAGAAAAUGAUCAGCUUCAAUUGGUGAUUAACUUAAGCCCACAUAAGUUGAUAGUUCUUGUUCAUUUUGCAUAUGUCUUUUCCUUAUUGUAUUCUUUGAUAUAGGAUCAUCUGGAAAUGAGAACUGGUGGAAUAUUGUUUUAACUGUAGGCUUUCUAUAGUCAGGGCUAAUGGGAUGGUAUUGUUGAUAAUCCAAAAUAACAGAUAAUCUAAGUAAGUUAAUGAUACUUUGAAAUACACUUUGUAUUUUCAUUUGAAUAUGUCUGUCUGAUAUGUUAAUUUUCUAGCUUUUCUGUUAAUGAAAAAUAGUAGUUUUCCACUUUUCUGCCUUUAUACCAUUUACCUUUGUUCUAUAUUUACAUGAAGAUCACCCACUACCCUACCCAUGUAACUUAUUUAAAUGCACAUUCCUUGAGGACACAGGGACACAAUUCAAGUCAGUGGUUUUCAGAUAUGCCUUAAGUCAAAAUCACCAGGAUCCAUCUGAGCGAUUAACUCUUGGCUGGUGGGCUAGUGACCUAUAAUUUUAAAAAGGUGAUUCUGAUUAUCGGCUUUGCAAAUUACCGUUGUAUUUUGAAAUAAAAGAUCUUUUCUAAUAGCAGAGCCAGAGUGUGGGGGUGAAACAUCAUGUAUACUAGCCUAGAGAAAAAAAAAAACUGAUAUUUGUAAUCAGAGAAACUAAAAGUUGCCUUGUAUCCUUUCUGCAGAGAAUGCUGGAGGUUUGUGCUGGACCACAUUUCAGUAUUCAUAUGGCCAGGUUUUGGACCAUCUAAGAAACCAGCACAUAUAAGAAAAUUAAAUUUUAAUGAAUAAAGAACAGUAAAUAGACCCUAGAAGGGAGGACUGCAACAGUAGCUUUAUUUUGUUGACAGUCACAUCUUCACCUGAUUAAACCUUGGGCUGUAAAAAAAAAAAAAAGUGCCAUUCAUUAGGCUCUAUGUAAAGAGGAAGUAUUCUCCUUAAUGGUCAGUCUUCCCCAACUGUAUAAAUUCAGACUUGCAACAGAUUUCACCUCCUGGCGUGAAAAUUCCAAGAACUUUUUCAGUUAUUCAAAGUGGAUCUUGGGAUGACAGUUCAUCUUGGACAGUUUGAAUUCUAAUCUCUAGUUCAGUGUAUUGUUCUUUUAUUAUUUCCGGUGAUGGAUUGUUAUUUUUGACAAGGUGCUGCAUUCUAAGAAUAGAUGGACCAAAUUUUAAAAGCUAUCUUCUUGCCUUGUUUCUUAUUCUCUUAUGUGUUCUAUUUGUGUUUUAUUACAUGCACAUUAUUUCUUUAAAAAUAACUGCUGGUGCUUCUGAUUCAUUUGCCCACCUUAUACUUAUAUCCUGACCACUGUUCUCCGAUUCGUGGCUAUGACUUUCUUUGGACAUUGCUUGCCUCGCCUGACUAGUUUCUUCAUGUAUGUAUACCUUUGUGUAGCCUGGUUCUGGAGCGUCCUGUUGCAGAGCUGGUUGCUGUACUGGCAGUUCCAUACAAGGUAAAGUUAGUCUUUCCCUCCAGUUAAAAACCUCCCUUUGGUUGAUCUUUUUCCCCUUCCAGAUGUUGAAAAAACCACAGUCCUCUACUCAUUUAAACAUACCUAAAACAGCACUAAUUUUCUUCACUCUUGCUGCUUGUGAAAUCCUUUAUACCCUGUACUGACUUUAAGAACAAAGUUAUUUCAGUACUGCCAGGUCAUUUUUGUGUUCUUCUUCAGGCUUCAUAGUACAAGUCAGAGAUCUGGCCUGGACCAGCCACAGCUCUCCACAUAGCUUUAUGGCCUUCUAAGCACAAGAGCACACCAGGCUGCUUCGAGGCCUGAAAUUGCAAGUUGGUCUUGCUGUCACCUGUCAGGAAGUGAAAGGUUAGGUGAGACACUGGGGAACAAACUUCCUGGGUGGUCAAGAUCUUUGUUCCUUUACCUUUGUUUAGUUUUUGACUCUUCCCCCCCCCCCCCCCACUUUUCUUACAACUUGUAUGAGUUACUUCUGCCAGGAGAGCAUACUCCAGAACAAGUCAGGACAGGACAGUUUUUUUCUGAUACUAUGUCAGGCUUACAUACCUGGCCUGACUCCAGUCUUCUUAGGAAUGAAAGAUAAUACAGGAGAUUAUAGUAGCAGUAGAUACCUGAGGUGCAAGAUUCCCUGGCUAGGGGCGCCUGGGUGGCACAGCGGUUAAGCGUCUGCCUUCGGCUCAGGGCGUGAUCCCGGCGUUAUGGGAUCGAGCCCCACGUCAGGCUCCUCUGCUAUGAGCCUGCUUCUUCCUCUCCCACUCCCCCUGCUUGUGUUCCCUCUCUCGCUGGCUGUCUCUAUCUCUGUCAAAUGGAUAAAUCUUUACAAAAAAAAAAAAAAAAAAAAAAGAUUCCCUGGCUAAACUCUACUAAAUUAAGAUGUUGGAGACAGGUCCUGAGAACAUGUAUUUUUAAAUAAAGUCCUGUGUGGUUCUGAUGAAGCUAACCUGGGCCAACAUUUGCCAACAACUGAAUAGGACCUUAUGUUAAAGAUCAACACAAAUAAGGGGUCCCUGGGUGGCUCAGUAGUUAAGCAUCCGACUCUUGGUUUCGGCUCAGGUUAUGGUCUCAGGGUUGAGAGAUCAAGCCCUGCUCAGAGUCUGCUUGAGAUUCCCUCCCUCCCUCCCUUCCUUCCUUCCUUCCUCCUCCGCAAAAAUAAAUAAAUAAAUCUUUUUUUUUUUUUAAGAUCAACAUAAAUAGUGGACCUAUAACCUUAAAGUUACUAGUAAAUGACUGAGGCAUUUUUUAUUUGCCAAUAAAUAAGCACAUUUUAUAUGUGACUUAAGAGUGUCAUUCACCAAAAAACUUAGUAAGAGAACUGCUUAGUCAAAGAACGUUCCUACACUUUUGAUACAGAGUAGUUUUUAUACAAAAUUAAGUCAAAACAAGAAACUUGGAGUUUCCAAACAUUUGCUUCAUUUGUGUUACUGCAUUUAUUCAGUGAAAAUUGAAAGAAACGUCAAAAUAAGAUAAAAUCCCGUGAUAGAGGGCUAGCUAUAUAUAUAUAUAUAUAUAUAUAUAUAUGCGCAUAUAUAUAUGCAAUAACAUGCAUAUUCAUUUACAGUUGGUGGAUAAAGAGCAAAGCUAGCUAGCUCUAAACUAUAGACUGGAAAGUCUUUUUGAGACAGGGCUAAGGAAGGGGUAGGAAAGGGGAAUGAUUGAGGAGUCAAAUAGAAAAGUCUUUGUAUGCUUGCUGCUGCUGUUUCCCUGAAAUCUAGUGGGAUUCAGCAAGGUAGCAGAAAUAAUCCAGUAUUAGUAAAUACACUGCUGGGAUACACCAUCUCAGUGUAUUAGCAUCCAGAUGUAAGAUCUUUGACAGGUGGAAUAUUAAAUUAUGUAAAAUGUGGUUUAUCUGUCGCCUAUCCUCUAUUACCCCCCCUUCCUGCCCCCAUAUUCUUUUUGGUUAGCCAAACAUUUUUACCUAGAGGCUUGUUGUAAGGUUCCCAGCAGACAUAACAAAUCACAAGAAAUUAACUGUUCUUUUUAACUCUUCAUUUUUGCUCAUGAAGGAUAAAGGUCCUGAGACCUCUCAGAAUCUUAUGGAGAGAGCCGUUUGUUACACUCGGUUCUGGUCUUUUCCCUGCUUCCAACCGGCUCUGAAAGCUUUUUCUUAAAUCCUCAUCUGUUACCUAAAGGUAGACUAAAUUAUUCCUUCCAGCUAUGACGUACUAUGGUUGUGAUCCAGUUGAAAUAACAUAUUUAAAAGUGCUUUGUAAAUAUUCUUUAUGAUACUCAAGAUGAUUCUGUCCUGCAAAACAAGUAAUCUUUUCAGGCAAUACCAACAGAUGUGUUCAUUGUAGCUGGCUGUCUUCUCAGCAUGACUUUUCCCAUACUCAUUUUGAACACCUGAAAUGAAGUUAACUAUAAAUGGCUGUAAAAUUUGUCAAGCCGGGUCAAAAGAAAGGUCUUUGCUUUGUUUUGUGUUUAAAUCCAGUUCUUUAUUUCUGUUCAUACUAGUGCUUGCUUCUUUUUCAUGGCCAAAAGGCAGAAACGUACCCUUCUGCAGUCUGCACUGUGUCUGUUGGACCUCACAGGAAUGUCUUCAUGCUUUUACCUAGCGGAAACACCAGAGGCUGUGGCACACUCGCAGUCCCUGGGCCAACACUGAAGUCCUCCUGGAAUCUGUGCUCCGGGGGCUGUGCCGGGUAGAGAGGGCAGUGGGAGGUAAGAGCUCUUCACCCUUCACCACCUUCUCCACCCAGCAUGGCCGGCACACUUUGGUCUACGGCACAUCUCCAAUUAUAGAGUGGGUUUUGAAUGCUGUUAUUUCUUACCUUGGGUUUGGGGCUACCCUGAUUUGAACUCUUUGUGGUACAUGUAAGUGAAUUUUUUAUCAGAGUACUGUUACAAGUAAAUGUGUCUUUUAUA
Ailuropoda melanoleuca (giant panda) is the source of this 7386-nucleotide messenger RNA. It is a transcript of the gene GNAI3, whose product is annotated as G protein subunit alpha i3. NCBI's taxonomy places the organism in Eukaryota, Metazoa, Chordata, Mammalia, Carnivora, Ursidae. Bases 165 to 1229 code for a protein of 354 amino acids. The transcript is spliced from 9 exons. Gene Ontology annotation, molecular function: G protein-coupled receptor binding; GTP binding; G-protein beta/gamma-subunit complex binding. Gene Ontology annotation, cellular component: heterotrimeric G-protein complex; cytoplasm. The record is from RefSeq and is a predicted model, not a curated record. Gene Ontology annotation, biological process: adenylate cyclase-modulating G protein-coupled receptor signaling pathway; G protein-coupled dopamine receptor signaling pathway.